Drosophila virilis is the source of this 1263-nucleotide messenger RNA. RefSeq lists its product as uncharacterized. Gene Ontology annotation, molecular function: calmodulin binding. Gene Ontology annotation, cellular component: spindle pole. Gene Ontology annotation, biological process: mitotic cell cycle; spindle organization; establishment of meiotic spindle localization. The record is from RefSeq and is a predicted model, not a curated record. Lineage: Eukaryota; Metazoa; Arthropoda; Insecta; Diptera; Drosophilidae.
AUAUGUCAUUGUAUAGCCAAGCAGAAAGGUAACACAGUUAAACAUAACAGGACUUUACAAAAUAUACACAUUUGUAUGUGCAGAAUGCAUUUAAAAACAAAAUCGCCUAUCUCUAUCCGUUCGGUUUUCCUGGACAUCGAUGAUGAACAAGAUGAAAGCGACGACCUCUUCAUUGACUUCAAGCAACACCAAUUCGGCCCUCAGCUGCAGUUGCUCGAUUACAAACAGUUCAAGGCGGCACGCACAAUUCAAAGGCAUUUUCGGGGCUGGCGCGUCCGUCAAUCAAUGAAGAUAAGGCAGCAUGCGGCAACUGUUCUGCAGAGAUCGUGGCGUUUAUAUAUUAGCAAGCGGCAUCUGAUCAGCACCUGCCAGGAGCGCGUACAGAAAAAUAUACUGAUCAUGUUUAACAAUGCCUCGUUGAAGAUACAGGCAUUCUUUCGGGGCUGGUGGGUACGCAAGCAUAUCAAUAAUGUGUUCCUUUUGAAAGAAAUGCAGCUUCAUUCCUUGGAGGAUCUAUUGACCGGGUAUGCGUACAAGCUGCACACCAUGAUGCGCACCCAACAUUUACCAGGACUUAUGAGCUUUUGUAGAAAUCCAGAUAUGCAAAGAAUGGAGGACCUUAUAGCAUGUAUGUCUUAUCGAUUUUACAAUCAACUUGUGGGCCCCAAAUUUUUGUCUACAAGGGCUAUCUUAGAAAUGCACCGUCGCAAGUUUGCAGAUUCCGCAUUUCUGACUUGGGUACCAUAUGCAGGCUUCGAUCACAUUGACGACUGCUAUUCGCCGCCAUCGGAAAAGCAGUCCAAGAUCUAUGACCAACGUGAAUACGAUAUCAUACAGAUCUUUUUGCCGUCGGAUCACUUAACUGAGAAUAAAAAGAAAAUGCAAUGGGACAAAGAGAAAAGUAUACGCAGGAAGUCGCAUACUCUUUGCGAUAAAACAAGGCGUUUUUGUAAGGAUCUUGUGUUGAGCAUGAAAUAUUGGCCUAUGUGUAAUGCAUGCAAGAUAAAAGUAACGGAUCGCUUAUUGGGACCCGCCCUUGGUGAAUUCCUCGAUAAUGUUAAAGCUUCCUUGGAGGCCAUACACCAAGUGGCCAACUGUAAUUGCCAGCGUGAUACGAGACAUGAGGGUUACUUUCAACCGUGUGAAUAAUUUGCGAGUUCACACAGCUUAUUAUUUUCUUUUUUUCAUAUAAAACGGGCACAAAAUUAUAAAAAUAAUUUGCAUAUCAAUCGACUAAAGAUAAGAGUUUAUAUAUAAAAAUAA